Messenger RNA from Lycium barbarum (goji berry), 1433 nucleotides. RefSeq lists its product as uncharacterized. The record is from RefSeq and is a predicted model, not a curated record. Lineage: Eukaryota; Viridiplantae; Streptophyta; Magnoliopsida; Solanales; Solanaceae. The transcript has 9 exons. The coding region runs from base 186 to 1100 and encodes 304 amino acids. Gene Ontology annotation, biological process: developmental process involved in reproduction.
CGGCCCUAAAUGAAGCCGAUAAACCCGACCCGAGGCCCAAAAGGAAAGUGUCUUUGAAUUUUGGUAGAAAGAAAGAACUCAAAUCUUCCAAAUUUGGAAUCUCCCAAUAUCUCCCGCCAAAGCUUGUCAUUCGAAAUCGUAAGCUUAAUUGAACAACACAGCUGUUCCAUUCCCCAAAUUUUCCAAUGUCAGCUUCUUUACCCAAGAUGGAGGUGCUUUAUUCCAAGCUCUACGGCAAGUACACUAAGCUUAAGAAAGAAAAAGACACGAGCAUGGAGAACCUGAAUCGGGAACAAGAGGAGAAAUUUGUGAAAUAUGUAGCUGCUGCCGAUGAAAUGAUUGAAUACUUGAGAAACGAAACUGACAGACUACGCGAACAAGUUAAUGAGUUGAGGAGUGAAAUGGCAUCAAUGAGGUCUGCCAAAGAUGAAGAGAAGAUUCAAUACCAAACGCUUUUGAUGGAAGAGAACCUAAAGAAUAAAGAACUUCGUGAUGAAAUUCAGAGGCUUCAACAGCUUGAUCAGGAGGGAACCUGUUUGAAUGGUAGCAGUGAUAAAGGAGAAAGCAGACAAAUUAUUAGUGUUGGGGAUUCUCUUCCAGAUGCAUUUGAUGGCUCAACCAUAGCAAAAAGGAAAUGCCGUAUGCAGUCUUUGGUCACUUUACAAGACACAGUUACACUGUCUCCCUUGGAAGAACUUCCAACUAGACCUGAACAACCUAGUACGAGUUCAUAUAGGUACACCGAGCCUGCUUGCUGUAGAAGAAAUGCUAACAUUUCAGGUGAUGGUGCAAGUGAUAUCUCUCCAGCCUCGUGCAUCUUCCAAGACCUUGUUCAGUGGCUAGUCGGUAUGAAAUUUUCUACUGUGACGGGAAAUGAAGAAUUAUGCAUAUUAGCGCUUCAUGAAUCAAGCGGAUUAUCUUUUAGUUUGACUGUGACAAAGAAUGCAUCUACAGAACCAGAAUUGGUGUACCGCAUGUUGUCCCUGGGGACUUUCGAGAGAGUGGCCCCUGAAUGGAUGAGGGAUACAAUCGCGUUCAGCCUGAAUAUGUGUCCAGUUUUUUUCCAGAGGGUGUCUCGUGUUAUAAAGCUCAGUUACUGACCCCCUUUCUUGUAAGUUCCAACUUAGAACCUGAUUGGGUUUAGUCUCGUGUAUAUGUCUCUCCAACUUGCUGGGUUGAGUUUAUAUUUUUCUACAUCCUCGAGCAGAAUUUGACCUUUAUAUAGCGCAUGGAGCAAAUUCUCAGUCUGAAUCGACUUUCGCUUUUUUUUUUUUUUGUUGAUUUUACAUUUUUACUCAAUCCAUGAGGGAGGGAGUUGAUUUAAUUCUGUUUAAGUCACCCUGCCAACUCUUAGAUCAAAUUUGAUGUAGCCAACUAUGAUGCCAUUAUCUAUAGUAACUGUGAAUUCUAUCAAAGAAAAGUUAAUUCUGACU